Messenger RNA from Manduca sexta (tobacco hornworm), 1873 nucleotides. Its product is annotated as synaptic vesicle glycoprotein 2C. NCBI's taxonomy places the organism in Eukaryota, Metazoa, Arthropoda, Insecta, Lepidoptera, Sphingidae. The transcript is spliced from 11 exons. Gene Ontology annotation, biological process: transmembrane transport. The record is from RefSeq and is a predicted model, not a curated record. Gene Ontology annotation, molecular function: transmembrane transporter activity. The coding region runs from base 50 to 1624 and encodes 524 amino acids.
AUAGUAUCACAAAUUUCCACCGUUUCGUCUUACAAGUGUGUGACAGUUAAUGAACCAUAGUACGAGCAUCAAGAUGAAUAAAAAGUCGACAACUAACAUUGACGCUGCAGAGGUCGAGCAUCAGAAGGCGAAAGUCAUGUCUUUGGAAAAUGCAUUGUCGCUAACAGGUUUUGGAAAAUACAACUUCAGCCUCCUAGUGGUGUGCAGCAUGACUCUUCAAGCGAUGGGAAUGGAUCUCUUCGGCAUCAGUUUUAUAGUGGCAGCCGCUGUUUGCGACCUUGAGUUGACCAUGCAACAAAGAGCACUGCUCACAGCCACACCUUUAAUAGGUGUGGUCCUCGGAGCUCAAGCGUGGGGCUACAUAUCAGACACCAAAGGCCGGCGCCUGACUCUCGUCCUCUCGAUGUCUCUCGGCUUCGUGUUCGCAGCUCUCAGCUGCUUCUCACCAGACUGGAAGACCAUGGCUGCCCUGAAACUCAUGUCUUCCACGUUCACAUCAGCGAGUAACUCGGGCGCCUACACACUACUCGGAGAGAGUUGCUCGUGCCACUCCCGCGGCCGCGCUAUGCUGCUUUGUACCUGUGCUCUCAUGUGCUCCCAGGCUUCUGCUGCGGUGGUAGCCUACCCCAUUUUACCUUUGGAGUUUUCUUACCACAUCGAAUUCUUGGGCAUCACAUUCAACUCCUGGCGUCUGCUAACCGCGGUGAUGGCAGUACCCUGCGCCGUCACGGCCUGUCUAUUGCUAUUCUUCUACGAGAGCCCCAAGUUCCUCGCCUCGCAGGGACGCUACUCCGAAGCCUUGGACGUCCUGAAGGGCAUCUAUGCUUGCAAUACUGGCGACCGUGCUGAUAAUUUUCCGGUAUCCAAACUGCUGGAGGAUGAAGAGAACCAGUCUAUAGUACUCGAAGGUUGCUUCCUCAGAUCCUUGUGGCAGCAGACAGCGCCGCUGUUCCGCUCCCCGCUGCGAAAAGAUACCCUCAGCCUUUUCUACCUGGUCAUCAUCAUCUAUAUGACUGGCAGCGGCUUCAUCCUCUGGUUGCCCUACAUCAUGAACAACCUGUUUAUAGUGCUGGAGUCUGGCGGAGGCGAUGGCAUGAACCUCUGCAGCGUUAUCAGAUAUACCGAAGAAUAUACUCUCUCCGGAAAUGACACAGCCAUAGGAGAAGUCUGCAACGAUACGAUCCAAGAAACAACAUUAUUCUCCGCAAUGAUCUACGGUGCUCUAGCCAGUUCUUCGAAUUUGGUGCUCUCUCUGACCUGUGGUGGCAGAAAGAGGCUCGCUAUGAUGUGCAUCCUGGCUAUGUCCGCCACAUCCGCGAUACUCGUGAACCUGGUGAGGGUCCCGCUUGCUGGUGGAAUCUUCUUCUUCUUCUUUAUAAUGUGUGCUCUCUCGAUGGGGCUGCUGAGCGUCUACUUUGUGGAGCUGUAUCCCACUUCACUGAGAGGGAUGGCUUCGUGUCUCUCGGUGAUGGUUGGGAGAUCCAGCGCGUUCCUGGGUGUCAACGCUAUUGGGGCUUUGUUAUCCCUUAACUGUGAAGGCACAUUCUACGGCUGGGCCUUAUUGCUAUUAAGUGCGUUGAUAACAGCAUGGUUCCUACCACGGGACCGGAGAUCCCCCAAGUGAAAGACCAAAGUACACACACUGAACCUUUAAGAAGAUAGUUAAGUCUAAAACAGUAGAAGUGUUUCAUCAGUUAACCUUCCCUGUUGUUAUUUUGAGAUAUUUCAUGAACCCAGACGCUAAAAUUAAACGCUGUUGUGAUUAGAACAGCUAAAGGAUUAGUGUCUGUAUCAAUUGACUUCGCCACUAACAUUUGAUGGAAGUUCAGUGAAUUUGAUUAGUCGUGGCGAAAUAUUUUCAUCAGCCUCUUGU